Molecule: messenger RNA, 459 nt
Organism: Trichoderma aggressivum f. europaeum
Lineage: Eukaryota; Fungi; Ascomycota; Sordariomycetes; Hypocreales; Hypocreaceae
Exons: 1
Coding region: 1-459 (152 amino acids)
Source: RefSeq, a predicted model, not a curated record
AUGGCUCUCGCCCUUCCAGCCGGUGCCGCGGAAAUCAUUACCCGCAAAAAGGCGCUAUACUGCCGUCUCGCCGACACCAAUGACUGGGGCCUGGCCGACAAGGUCAUGUUACCCGACUUCGCCUUUACAGCUGUCGAUGAGGAUGAUAACAUCGUCAACAUCAAUGACACCGACUAUCAUUGGACCUCAUUGGCAGAUUGGGUGGCAUAUUUCAGCAGAAUCUUCGACUCAAUCCAAACGAUGCAUGUUGCUGGCUAUCCGGAGCUAGAGCUGGUGGCUUCAGACGAGAUCAAGGCCAUAUUCGGCGUAACCUAUCUGGUCGGUACCAAAGAGGCCAACAAAGGGGUGCAUGGUACUGGUGGAGGACACUAUUACGAGACUUGGAAGCUCAAGGAUGGCGAUUGGUUCCUGCAGAAGACUAAAUUUGUGAGAAUCUAUUGGAAAGAAAUGACACUGUAG